GCAGUUUUACAUUUCAAACCGUAAAUUUGAAAAAAAAAAAUUAAAAAAAUAAUAUAAGGGUUAUUCCUCGUAACAAAAAUUAUGUAGUAUUUAUAUAAAGCAUAGCAUAUAAACACAAUUGUGUUAUUUUAUUUUAAUUUUUAGAGAGAGAGAGAGAAAAGAUUGAUUAAAUUGCAGAAAUGGAGAAGAAGAAAGUGAUGGUAGCAAUUGACGAGAGCGAUUGCAGCCACUACGCACUUCAAUGGGCACUCGAUAAUCUCCACCACACCAUUCUCGAUUCCAAACUCGUAAUCUUCACCGUUCAAUCCACCGUCGAUCUCGGUUACAUCUUCGCUUCAUCUUACGGCUCUGCUCCUCCUGAGUUAGUAGUUUCGAUCCAAGAGAGGAACAAGAAAGUUGCUGUAGCUCUUUUGGAGAAAGCUACAGAAAUUUGCUCUAAACAUCAGAUUGAGGCAGAGACAUUAACAGAAGUUGGUGAUCCAAAAGAAAAAAUAUGUGAAGCUGUGGACAAGUUCAAUAUCCAAUUAUUGGUUAUUGGAAGCCAUGGUCGUGGAACCAUACAAAGAGCUUUACUAGGAAGUGUGAGCAGUUACUGUGUGAACCAUGCUAAGUGCCCUGUUUUGGUUGUGAAGAAAAAAGAUUAAUUAAUCAGGUUGCAUAUUUUGAUGAACAUGAUUUUUAAUAUGUAAGACAUUGAGUAUUCUGAUAAAUCAAAUAAUUAGAUCAAUAAAUUACUACCCUGUAAAUAUAUUUUGGUUGUGUUGUGUUGUGUUUGUUUUACUCAAUUCUCUGUUAUGAGUCCAUUUUGUUUUUACAAACUCUAUUUUUAGUUACCAAUUACUUUACUAUAUAAUAAAGCAAAUUUUAUGGAAAAA
Molecule: messenger RNA, 875 nt
Organism: Cannabis sativa
Lineage: Eukaryota; Viridiplantae; Streptophyta; Magnoliopsida; Rosales; Cannabaceae
Product: universal stress protein A-like protein
Exons: 4
Coding region: 180-644 (154 amino acids)
Source: RefSeq, a predicted model, not a curated record